Messenger RNA from Quercus lobata, 2004 nucleotides. It is a transcript of the gene MLO4, whose product is annotated as Seven transmembrane MLO family protein. NCBI's taxonomy places the organism in Eukaryota, Viridiplantae, Streptophyta, Magnoliopsida, Fagales, Fagaceae. The transcript has 15 exons. Gene Ontology annotation, cellular component: membrane. Bases 1 to 1689 code for a protein of 562 amino acids. The record is from RefSeq and is a predicted model, not a curated record. Gene Ontology annotation, biological process: defense response.
AUGGCGGAUUUGUUUAAACAAGGGAGGUCUCUGGCAGAGACUCCAACAUAUUUGGUUGCUACAGUGGUGACAGUUAUGGUCUUUGUGUGCUUGUUAGUGGAGAGAUCAAUCUACAGAUUUGGAAAGUGGUUGAAGAAGACUAGGAGGAAGGCUCUUUAUGCUUCUUUGGAGAAGAUUAAGGAAGAGAUGAUGCUGCUUGGGCUUCUAUCUUUGUUGUUGGCACAAUCUGCAAGGUGGAUCUCUGAGAUUUGCGUAAAUUCAUCUCUUUUCAGUAGUAGGUUCUAUCUUUGUUCCGAGGAAGAUUACAGAAUGAAGGAGAACAUUAUGAUUAAAAGUUCUUUCUCUUCUACCAAUGUUACUGAUAUUCCUCCAAAAGGUCUUUCAACAAAUCAAUGUGGGGAGGGUCGUGAACCAUUUGUGUCAUAUGAGGGUCUUGAGCAGCUUCACCGAUUCUUAUUUGUUCUUGGGAUCACUCAUGUUCUGUAUAGUUGUGUGGCAGUUGGUCUAGCUAUGAGCAAGAUUUACAGUUGGAGGAAAUGGGAAAUUCAGGCUAGCUUACUGGCUGAAGAGAAUUUGAGAGCAAAGAAACCCAAGGUGAUGAGGCGACAGUCCACCUUUAUUUUCCAUCACACUUCUCAUCCUUGGAGCAGGAGUCGGGUUCUCAUUUGGAUGCUCUGCUUUCUACAUCAAUUCAGGAGUUCAAUAAAGAAACCAGAUUACUUGGCACUGCGUUUGGGUUUUGUCACUAAACACAAACUUCCACAUUCUUAUGAUUUCCAUAAAUAUAUGGUUCGGAGCAUGGAAGAUGAAUUUCAAGGAAUUCUGGGGAUUAGCUGGCCGCUUUGGGUAUAUGCCAUAGUAUGCAUCUUCAUAAAUAUUCAUGGUCUGAAUAUAUAUUUCUGGCUUUCUUUCAUCCCUGCCAUUCUUGUCAUGCUGGUUGGAACAAAACUUCAACAUGUUGUCUCCUCUUUAGCACUUGAAAUUGGUAAACAAACAGGUCCAUCUUUUGGGGGUCAAGUAAAGCCACGUGAUGAUCUAUUUUGGUUUGGGAAACCAGAGAUAUUAUUAUGGUUGAUACAAUUCAUCAUAUUUCAGAAUGCCUUUGAGAUGGCAACAUUUAUCUGGUCCUGGUGGGGCUUCAAACAGAGAUCAUGCUUCAUGAAAAACCGUUGGAUGAUAGUCAUUCGGCUGGCUUCUGGUCUUCUUGUCCAGUUCUGGUGUAGCUAUAGUACAGUGCCUCUCAAUGUAAUUGUUACCCAGAUGGGAUCUCGGUUUAAGAAAGCCGUGGUUUCCGAGAGUGUCAGAGAGUCACUCCAUAGUUGGUGUAAAAGAGUGAAGGAAAGGUCUAAAUUACGCGAUUCUUUGCACUCACAUACCACAAGAUCAGUAUGUUCACUUGAUACAACAAUUGAUGAGAGAGAUGAAAUAACAGUUGCAUCCGGUACUUUAUCUCGAAGCUCUUCCAUAGGCUCACUCAAUCAUGUAACUGUGGCAUCAGAUGAACUUGUCAAACCCGUGCUUGAGACUUCUGACAUACCUGGAGAAAUCUCAUUACGGGUGGAAGAGUUUUUAUCAGACUCUAUAAGGCUAAGUGAAUCACACCCUCCCACCUAUGAUGAAGAAGACAAUGCAAACAGUGGAGAGGAAAGUAAGGUGGAUACUCUUUUUGAGUUGUUUCAGAAGACAUGAAGGUGUUUAUCCACCUAGAAUUAAAUCACUCUUUGACUGCAUUGUAGUUCAAGCUAUCAUUCUGAGCCAGAAAAAUGGAAGUUAAUCUCAUUAGUGUUGACCAGAGUAAAGGUAUGUUUGGAACAGAAGGAGAGGCGAAUAGAGGGAAAGGUAAUCAGAAUAUACUAAAAUGUAACACGGAAGACAUAUCCAUUUGUCUGAUGCAUAUAUACAAUUGCAAUAUGAGCCAUUUUUUCUCUAUUUUCAUUGCAAAUUCAGUUUUGUAGAUUUGUAGCUUACAUUGUCGAUUUGGAAUAUUAAUUCAAACAAACUGCA